This is a messenger RNA of Rhododendron vialii, 4910 nucleotides long. RefSeq lists its product as uncharacterized. The coding region runs from base 3282 to 4406 and encodes 374 amino acids. Lineage: Eukaryota; Viridiplantae; Streptophyta; Magnoliopsida; Ericales; Ericaceae. The transcript has 8 exons. The record is from RefSeq and is a predicted model, not a curated record.
UUCCUUUUUUUGGUCAUGCUAUCACAUCAACAAUCUCUAUCGGAAUGCACCAAAAAAUCAAAUUUCGGGGCACUAGUCUUAACACUCGAUUUAGGCUUGGGUAAGGAGAACCCUCUUAAUUGGGUAAAGGACAGCGAGGCAGAACACGCGCAAGAUUCCUGAUUCAAGAAUUAGAGAUCAACCAUAAAUAUGAUACACCAACUUCUGUAUUCUGUGGAAAUAGAUCAAGUGGUUCCCUCUGGGACACGGUCUUGGGUAGAACGCAACCCCAAAAGCUAGCUAUUGAAGUGAGGGUGUCCUCAAGCUUAUAUACUUCAUGUUACUGUUACUUUGGUACCCAAGUAAUGUGAGAUUUCACUUCACACCCUUCCUUACACCCAGCGUGCUCACUUGGUAGCAUCUGUCGCAUGCAGGCCAGGGACAUGCACCUUACCCAUUCUUAGCAUACCCAGCUCUGUUACCAUGUUAUAUGGUAUUGGAUAUAACUCAACCUCAAAAGCUAGCUAUUGAAGUGAGAGUGCCCUCACGUUUGUAUUCUUUAUAUUACUUUGGUACCCAAGCAAUGUGAGACUUCACUUCACUUAGCAGCACUUGUUGCAGGCAGGUCAGGGACAUGCACUCUACCCAUUCUUGGUAUACCCAGCUCUGAUACCAUGUUACACGGUCUUGGGUAGAACUCUACUCUAAAAGUUAGCUAUUGAAGUGAGGGUGCCUUCACGCUUAUAUUCUUUUUAUUAUGUUGGUAUCCAAGCGAGGUGGAACUUCACUUCACACUCUCCAUCACUCCCCAAAGUGCUCACUCGAUAGCCCCUGCCACGUGCAGGCCAGAGACAUGCACCUUACCCAUCCUUGGCAUACCCGGCUUUGAUACCAAGAACAUAGUUUUAGGUAGAACUCAACCCUAAAAACUAGCUAUUGAAGUGAGGGUGCCCUUACGCUUAUAUUUUUCAUAUUACUUUCAUACUUUGGGUACCCAAGCGAUGUGAGACUUCGCUUCACAGCCUCUUUCAUGUCUAGCGUGCUCACUCGGUAGCACUUGCCACGUGCAGACCAAGGAUACGCACCCUACCCAUUCUUGGCACCUGGCUCUGAUAUCAUGUUACACGGUUGUGUAGAACUCUUUGAUACCCAAGCAAUUUGGGACUUCACUUCACAGCCUCCCUCACGCCUAACGUGCUCACUUGACAACACUUGUUGGGCGCAAGCCAGGGACGUGCACCCUACCCAUUCUUGGCAUACCUAUCUCUGAUACCAUGUUACAUGGUCUUGGGUAGAUUUCAACCCCCAAAGCUAGCUAUUGAAGUGAGGGUGUCCUCACGCUUAUAUUCUUUGUAUUGCUUUGAUAUCUGAGUGAUGUAGGACUUUGCUUCACACCAUCAUCUUGCUUUUGGUGCCGAUGGGAAUCCUUUGUCCUUCGGAAUUUUACAUUCACUGUUUGAUUUGCUUUUUUACGUGCAAAAUGCACAAUUAUCCAAAAAGGUGGAGCAAUAUGGGAUGGGGGUGGGGGGGAGUAUCAUAUGGCGAUUUUACGUGUUAUGUACUCAAUUUUGUUUUAUUUUUAACUUUGAACAUCGUACUUUGCAUUUGCCUUGAUGUUUGUUUACAGUUACUACUUUGUAGUUGUUAUUUUGGUGUUAAUUCUUUCUUCCUAGUCUUGUAUCAUUUCUUACUCAAAUUUUGGGGAGGAGGGGAGAUAUUUUAAAAAAAAUAGAAAAUCAACUAAUGUCUAGGUCCCAAUUGGUCCAUGACUAAUCGGCUAGACGCCUCUGUCCUGCCUGACUAGCACCUAGCUAUUUUUAAGACAUUGUUAGUAUAAGUGAUGUGGUUAUUGGGGAUCAAAGUGGUUAAUUCCCUACCGGCUAGCGUACCGUUUUUUCUUCUGGGAUGGUACUUACCGAUAAUAGUGUGUAUCUCGGUACCAUUUCGAAUUUUCCCCAAUAUCUAUUUUCAAAUACUUACAAUGCAGUUAUGUAUAAUUGCAAAACUUGAAGUAAAAAAUAAAACAAAUACAAUUUUGAUACACCUUAAAGAUAGUUCUAAUAACAAAUACAAUACUUAUGGACUCCAAGUUUUGUUAAAUUAUCUUAAAAGAAAAGUGCACUAGUACUUUUGUACUUGCUGAGAUUUCGGUAACGCCAGGUAUUGGCCGGUACAUGUCGGUAUUUUGGUUGGUACGGAUAACCAAGGUUUCAGUAACGCUCGGUACAUAUUGGUAUUUUGGCUAGUACGGAUAACCAUGGUAUGUGUAUUGUUUCAUUGUUGGUAUUGGACAUACCAUCAGUACCAGGAUUGACAACACUGUUGCAAAUGGUAGCUUUAAGGGGAGGUGUAGAACAAAAUUGACUUUAAAGGCAGUAGUUGGAAAAGACCUAAGUUUCUUGGAUAUCACAGAACAUGAUGCCCUUGGCAAAAUUAAACGGAGACAACAGGUUCAUAUAACCCAAUCAAUUGGGACUGAUGGCUCAGAUUGCUUUGUUACAAAACAUCAAUGCGUAUCCUGUCAUGGGCUUUCUAGACUGAAGGUUCAUGCUUUAUCAUCAGAAUCCACAUAGCAGAUAGUAUCUCUUGCUAGCUAUUGUAGCUACUUUCUAAUCAAGCACUAUUCAAUUAUCAUGUGUGCUGGCAAGAUUAUUUGAAGACCCGCUUGUUGGCUCCUGCUGUUCUUUCCCUUAUCUAUCACACACCUAUUGGCUUUACUGAAUGCAGGACAAGUGUCAGUCCUCGUACUCACGAUUUCCUACAUAUGACACUUGAGUGCAUUAGCAUAUGGCAACUCGGACUUGUGAUAUGUAACUCAUCUUCUGAACAAGGACCCAACUUAAAAAAAGGUUUUAGUUGCAAGAGGUGUACUAACGGUGUUUGCGUCUUGCAUUCUUGUUCCAUCUUAACUUGUUCUACAAGUAACCUUUCUGAGAGAACCUCAAAUUUCGAAACCUCCUGGCCGAUCAAAUUUUUUUUUCUGAAAUCUCGUCAGGGUGAAUUCUUGUCCUAAGGAUCUUUGUGGCUGAACAACCUCAACCCGUCUGCUCCAUAAGAAGUCUUCAGUGAUUUUUUUAUUAGGAACCUUCUUCACCACAAGGAGAGAUUGGUCACUAGAAGUCAAAAUGAAGGGAGAGAGUGGGAACUUUUCUUUUGACCAACAAAGAGGAAGGUUUUAUUGAUUAGAUUAAACCUUCUAUUCUUUGACGGAUGGCAUGAAUCCCAACUUCAACACCAAAGUUGGAACCCCGGACUCGAUUCAGAUUCAAUCAACUGAGCUGCACACUGUCUGGUGAAACAUCAUGGACAUGCAAGUUGAAGAUCUGCUGCCUUUUAAAGUUGGACAAUUGGCUGAGUCAAGAUCUUUCCUGCUAGGGUACCGUAGUGCAUGGUUUCGAUGCAAGAUAAAAGAGACCAGCUGCAAAAAAGGGAUUAUGGAAUUUGCCUUGGAAUUCUAUGACUUCCCAGAUGAUAAGGUAAAAUGGACCAGAAUCUACCAAGUUCCCAAGAUUGGUAGGAAGAGGGCAACGAAGGUUGUAAAGAUGCUGAUGUUGCGUCCCCAGUAUCCUCCUAUCUGCAGUGAAAGUGAAGCUCAUGCUGAUACAAUUUCAGAAGUGAAAGUUGCCAGGAAUGGUGUGUGGAAUGUAGGAGAUUUGGUAGAUUGGUGGUCUGAUGGUUGUUAUUGGUCUGGUAAAGUGACUAAAAUAUUGGAUGAUGAAAAGGUUCAGGUUGAGUUGCCACCGCCUCCUAUCGGUGAGGGUUCUUCUUAUGAAGCUUUGUGCAAUGAUUUGCGUCCGUCUUUAGAUUGGUCUCCAGAAUAUGGUUGGAGUGUUCUUACUUCUCAGGAAGGAAAAGAAAACUACCAUCCUUGUGCUCGACUGAUUAUGCCAUUGCAUCAAGCAGGGCUUCCCAUUGGUACAGUGGAUGUUGGAAUUCAAAAUGUUGGGGCAAUAGCUGGAUCGAUGCUUGAUGCUUCCUUUCGCUCUCCGAUAUCAACAAAUGCAUUGCCACCUGUGAAUAAAUCAGAACAAUCUAUAACAAAGGAGCCCACUGUACAACCUUUGAGCAUUGCUAUUCCCCAGGAAGAAGCACAUAGGCCACAACCAAACACAGACUUGGACAUAAGGGAUAGUGCCAUUGAGAAAACAGGGGUUUCCCAAAGAAUCGGACAUGUUGAAAAAUCAGGGAUCUCAUCUGGAGACCAGUACUAUUCCAGUGGGUCUGCGAAGAAAAUGAGAACCGGUGGAACUAUUUCUUUAAAUUCCAUGAGAUCUGACACAAUAGAAGCACCUAUUAUGGAUUUAGAGGAGCUUGUUAACAAAGUUAAGUGGCUCAAGGGCAUCUUAGAAUCUGGAGUUCCUUUGCCCAAUGCUAGAAGGCCUCCUUGGAAAUUUGUGGAGCACCAUGGAUCAUCCGCGCCAGAAUGAUUCUCCUGUGUUCGGAUCAAUUUACAUGCACCUUGACGUCGGUGGUGGUUUUUCAGGCAGUGGUUUCUCGGUAUGGCAGUAGCAGUGGUACAAUGGUGCACAGCGGCGACGUGUCGGUGGUGGUUUUUCAGGCAUUGGUUUCUCGGUAUGGCAGUGGCAGUGGCAGUGGUAAAACGGUGCACAGCGGCGACAACGGGUCGUCUAGCAAUGGAGGGGCUUCUUUGCAAAUUUGGGGCAGCAACAGGGGCAAGUUCCCUGGGUUCUGGUAGCAGCGGCGAAGCAUCCUUUUUGUUGGUGGCUUUUUUGGGUGCAGGUUGCAGUUUAGAGUGUUUUUUGGGUUUGGGGUUUGGGCUUGACCCUUUUUUGUUGGCAUCUUGCCAACGUUUGGGUCUCCGGUAGCUAGUCUUAGGUUAGUUAUUUUUCCUUCGGGUGCCUUUGUCCUUUUAAUCUUUGUAUUAUUGCGGAGAUUAAUAAAACUUUCUUUUGCCGAUAAAAAAAAAAAAA